AUUCUGUUCGUAAUUUUCACAACAGGAAAUUUCUCGUUAGACAUGUCUGGACGUGGUAAGACCGGAGGAAAGGCCAGAGCAAAGGCCAAGACUCGCUCCUCUCGUGCCGGACUCCAGUUCCCCGUUGGCCGUGUCCACAGGCUGCUGAGGAAGGGCAACUACGCCGAGCGUGUCGGUGCCGGAGCUCCCGUCUACCUGGCGGCGGUGCUCGAGUACCUGACCGCUGAGAUCCUGGAGCUGGCGGGAAACGCCGCCCGUGACAACAAGAAGACCCGCAUCAUCCCCCGCCACCUGCAGCUGGCUGUCCGCAACGACGAGGAGCUCAACAAGCUGCUCGGCGGAGUCACCAUCGCUCAGGGAGGCGUGCUGCCCAACAUCCAGGCGGUGCUGCUGCCCAAGAAGACCGAGAAGCCCGCCAAGGCCAAGUAAACUCAGCCCGCUCCAACUGAACAAACGGCUCUUUUAAGAGCCACACACUUGCACUUUAAGAGCUCAUUCCUUUUUAUAUGCUACAUAAUCAUUUCCAUAUACAACUAUUAAUAACAUACUAUCAGUUAUUAUUGUAGUUUCUCAUAAACACAUGUUGCACAUCUAUAACAACCACACAUUGGCUUAACAUGUUGCUCCUAAACUGACCACAAAUACCUGUCUUUUACUUUACAUCACACUUUCUGUGUUGUAGUUGAGUUAGUUUAUACCACACAGAUCUGUAUGAACAAGUGCAGCCAUUCAAUGACCUGAAUGUUGAAGGUUUGUGGUCUGAUCCAAGCAGCUGAAAAAUGAAACCAAAAGCUGCAGUUCCUCUAACGACCACUAGAGUCUGGCUCCAAGUGAGUCAGUCCCAUAGACUUCCAUGUGAAAAUGUCCAACUUUGCAGCAGAUAUAAACAUGUUUACAGCCUGGUACAAAAACAGUUUUGGUCUUUAGAGCUAAAUUCUUCCUUCAUGACACCUGUUUAAAGAACUCACCUGUUUACAUCCAUUGUUAUUUACAGUCUAUGGGUCUCACAGACUGCCUGUAAUUUAUGCUCAAAUAUGGGAGUAUAUGAAACUUUCAUAUACUUUACUGUAUUUUAUAGACCACAGUAAAAACUGCAGUCAGCACAUUGGCACCACCCUCUAAAGUCCAAAAUAAAUGGGUUUUGUUGUUGAGGUCAAACCUCUGAGGUCUAACUGGUCUCAAACAUUAACAUCAUUAAGUUGGAUGACAUGUUCAUUUAUUUGUCAGUGAAUAAAAAAGGUUUGUUAACAUGUUUAUAACUCAAAUAACACAAACAAGAAAUAUAUAAUGUUUAAUGACGUUCCAUGAAAGUGCUAAAGCAGAUGAGCUGAAUGAAUACAUUUGAACAAGGAUGUGGCCGCACUUAGUUUCACAGAGGAUUUCCAAGGCUUCAGAAGUUUAUAUGUUUGUAGAUCCACUGGUCCUUCACUUCCUCUCAGCUCCAUAAUCCCACGGCCUAAUAAACCACUGAGGUAUUGGCUGAGUUUUUUCUUUAGUGACUGUACUUGUUGUAUGAUGCAGCGCACAUUUGUCAAUAAUUCCAGGUUGUAUUAAAAUUCAAUCAGGCUUGAAAUUAAAUGUGUUUGGAUACAUCAGAGCAGGAGAGAAACCUCCUUGUUAUGUCCUUUACAAUAAUCUAAACAACAUUUCCAAAUGUGUUCAGAUGAUAACUCUUUCCCUUUUGGACACUAAAUUAUAUGUGACACUGAAUCAUUUUGGACACUUCAUUAUGUCACAUAAAGAACAAUCAAACUGAAAAAUUAUUCAAACAGGCUCAUCCAUUCAAUUAUUCUAUAAACUUGAAUGAAUAUAUAUUUCACAUCCACAAAUCCAAAUGAAAUAAACCUGCUCCAAACCCUGCAAAGGUCAUAACAGGUGGAAACAAUAUUAAAUUAAAAACGCCAAUAUUUUGGUAAAUUUGAGUAGUUGAUAAUUAGAGUCUAUGUUGGCGGCCAAUUUAAUAUUUCAGAGGUCAGCAGGAUUGCCAGGGUCAAUGUUUAACUUUUAUUUUGAAUGAAUUUUAGCCGGAAGUUCAGAGGCUCACGGGCUCUAGCUUGAAAGAGGAAAAGCAAAAGGGCGGACUGAGGCGGAGCUGUCUGUCUUCCUUUACGUCCGCAUUCACAAUUUAAAUACGGACGUUCCUGACUCGACAUUUAUCAGUUUCUCUUCGGAUCAACCUGA
Seriola aureovittata is the source of this 2181-nucleotide messenger RNA. RefSeq names its product histone H2A. The transcript has a single exon. Gene Ontology annotation, cellular component: nucleosome. Bases 43 to 429 code for a protein of 128 amino acids. Gene Ontology annotation, molecular function: protein heterodimerization activity; DNA binding; structural constituent of chromatin. The record is from RefSeq and is a predicted model, not a curated record. NCBI's taxonomy places the organism in Eukaryota, Metazoa, Chordata, Actinopteri, Carangiformes, Carangidae.